AUGUCCUCUGAUAGUUCAGAUGAAGAUUUAGCCCUAAUAAGAGAAGCACAAGAUCCUCAGUUUUUUAAAGAAAACCUAUACAGUUCAAUACAAGAAUCAAAAGAAAAAUUACAGCCUGUUGUAGAACUCGCAAGUCUACGUAAAACUGUAGACGAAAAUGAACAGUUCAACUUCCUUAAAGUAACUCCAGAAUUUCAAAAAUACGUAGCUAAACAACUAUCUUUCAUUUUGGAUAAACAGUUGGAAAAAAACAUUAAUUAUGCCGUCGAGGAUAAAGUUGAUAGAAAGAAAAAGAAGACUACUAGUGGCGUUAAGUUAUUUUAUAAUUCAGACAAGUUAUUGAAAGCGGGUAAAAGUGAGGAAUUGCCUAUUGAUCAACCAGUGAAGAAAUUCGUAGUGAAACGCAAUAUACUAGUGAAAGAAGAGGAUUUGAAGAGUAUAACAGUGUCUGGGGCGGAAAUUUUAUCACAAAAAGACAUUAAAUAUUGGUCGAACAGAACAAAAUCUAAAAAAUUAUUCAAUUACAAACAAGAUAAAAAUGGUACAUUACAGUUAGUUGAAUCGAAGUUUAUUUAUUAA
Messenger RNA from Diorhabda sublineata, 579 nucleotides. Its product is annotated as protein CUSTOS-like. The transcript is spliced from 2 exons. NCBI's taxonomy places the organism in Eukaryota, Metazoa, Arthropoda, Insecta, Coleoptera, Chrysomelidae. Gene Ontology annotation, biological process: Wnt signaling pathway. The record is from RefSeq and is a predicted model, not a curated record. Bases 1 to 579 code for a protein of 192 amino acids.